This is a messenger RNA of Branchiostoma belcheri (Belcher's lancelet), 1965 nucleotides long. Its product is annotated as arachidonate 5-lipoxygenase-like. Gene Ontology annotation, biological process: lipid oxidation; hepoxilin biosynthetic process; lipoxygenase pathway. The record is from RefSeq and is a predicted model, not a curated record. Lineage: Eukaryota; Metazoa; Chordata; Leptocardii; Amphioxiformes; Branchiostomatidae. The transcript is spliced from 8 exons. Gene Ontology annotation, molecular function: oxidoreductase activity, acting on single donors with incorporation of molecular oxygen, incorporation of two atoms of oxygen; metal ion binding. The coding region runs from base 50 to 1291 and encodes 413 amino acids.
CAUCCGCCGCUGCCGGAGCCUUCCCGCCAACUUCGGGUUGAGGGACGAGAUGGUGCAGGGCUGCUUCGACGACAAGACCACGCUGAGCGAAGAAAUCGAGGCGGGGCACAUCUACAUCGUGGACUGCGGGAUUCUGGACGGUCUGGAGCCGAACAGCACCAAAGGAAACUUCUACUUCGCCGCGCCGCUAGCGCUGUUCCAUGUUAACAGACUAGGGGACUUCCUUCCAAUAGCUAUCCAGUUGAACCAGCGUCCUGGUAACGACAACCCUGUCUUCACGAGUGAGGACUCAGACAUCGACUGGCUGAUGGCUAAGAUCUUCCUGCGCAACGCGGACGCGCAGCUGCAGCUGGUGGUCAGCCACCUGCUGGACACGCACCUGGUCAUGGAGCCGUUCGCAGUCGCCACCUACCGCCAGCUGCCGGGAGUGCACCCGCUCUACAAGCUGCUGGUGCCACACUUCCGGGGCAUGCUGGGUAUUAACGUGUUUGUGCGGGAGGCGCUUCUGAAGGAGGGCGGCGUGCUGGAUGACGUCAUGUCGCUCGGACCGCAGGGGAGACACGAACUGCUCAGAAAAUGUUACAAGGCGUUUAACCUGAGGGCGCUGGACCUUCCCGCGUCCCUGAAGGACCGGGGACUGGACGACUUCAGACUGUUGCCUGGUUACCGUUACCGGGACGACGGCAUGAUGAUCUGGGGGUGUAUCGAGAAGUUCGUCACAGACAUGCUGAGCCUUCACUACGACCGGGACGCCACCCUGCAGGACGACCUGGAACUGCAGCGGUGGAUCAGUGACGUGUACGAGCACGGCUUCAACUGGGAGGACAACCAGGACCGCGGCAUCCCGCACAGGAUCAAGUCUCUACAGCAGCUGGUUGACAUCGUGACGAUCAUCAUCUGGACGUGCUCCGUGCAGCACGCGGCUGUGAACGGCGGCGCCCGGGACACGUACGGCUUCGUGCCGAACGCCCCGCUCUGCCUGCGCCGCCCGCCGCCGCCGUGGAAGGGCAUCGUCGGUAUGACGGACAUCGUCAGGACACUACCGGACAUGGACACGGCCCUGCUGCAGACUGGAAUAGCGGAUAUGAUGUGUGAGGAGCCCAGGGAUGAGGUGUACCUGAGUCACUACCCUGAGCGGCACUUUGUGGAGGAGAACGCGCGGGCUGUCAUCGACGAGUUCCAGUACAACAUCACGGCCAUUAACGACGCUAUUGCCAAACGGAAUACUCUGGGAGACGUGCCCAACACCUACCUUCUGCCGCAGAACAUUCCCAACAGCAUAUCGCGGUAGAACGCUGUUGUAUAUCCGGAAUCUUGUUCUAUGCUAUCCUCUACCAAGCUUUGGGAGGCGUCUGGAAAGAGUAGAAAUCGGCCAAAUAGAGAGAUAGCAUGCCAGUGGAGUUGGUCUGCUGGAAAGAACAGUUUGACGCCUUCCGAAGCCUGGUAGAGGCUAGUGUCUAUGCCUGAACUAUGGUUAGGAUCAGGCAUGGUUCUGGAUAGUCUCUGUGUAUCCAAGUACGCAGAUUUGCCCAAUUUUAAUACGGUUCUGGAUACGCGCAGACUACUAGCAUCCAGAGCUGUGCCUUAGCAUGGUUCUGGAUAAAACACAGCGCCGCGCGAUAUAACAAACGUAUCCAAGAACGUAGAUUUGGCCACGGUUCUGGAUGCAACAAACACUGCCAGGGAGAAUCACUGCAGUUUUAAAGUCGAACGACAGAGGGCAACUCUCCCGCAUUUCUGCCACUGUUAUUUUGAAAACGUCGACUGGACUUAGAAUAUCACACGAGCUACAAGAUACACGAUCUUGUGGACUUUCAGAUCGUUUACUUUCAAUGUGCCUUCAUCAUGAGUUCGGGAAAAUUAGGAGAAUCUGGACAAGCCUACAUCAACUUGCAAAAACACGGACGGACUUUUUAGCACAAUUAAUAUAGUCCAGCCUUCAACAAACCUGCCUAGAGAAAGAGC